CCGAGCUGAUGCUGAGGAGGAAAUAUAGGACAACAGGAGGAGGAGGAGGAGGAGGAGGGAGCACUGCGUGGAGCCGUAAAGAGGAAACAGAGCUGCAGCAGACCGAGCUGCACCAUCUGCAUCUCUUCACCAGUCAUCUCUGAGCUCCAGCAGGAUGAAGGGGCUGCAGCGACUCGGCCUUCCCGGAGCGUGAGGACCCUCACAGGGCCGCGUCUGCCUCGUCCUCACCCGCACCUCACCCCUCUGUGUGUAGCUCUGAUCCUCCAUCUCUCUGCAGCAGCAGCGCGGCCUCUCUGCUCUAUCAGCUGAAACAUGGACGGACUCCGCCUGCCCCCCCUCAUAGAGGAGGUCCUCGACUCCUCCGACGAGCUGUGUGAGCUGAAGGAGGACAAACCCACCAAGUUAGGAGACACUCUGACGGCCAAAGAGAGGGAGUCCCUGGAGGACAAGGAGGAGACGGUGGGAGACGGAGAGGAGAAGGAGGUGAAGGAGGAGAAGGAGGAGGAAGGGCCAGGAGGAGAGGAGGAGGAGGAGGAGCUGGAGGAGCUCAGAGCUCAGAUGUUACAGCUGCUGCUGGAGCUGGAGGAGACCAGGGAGGUUUCCCAAAAACACGAGGAGAGCUUCCUGGAGCUGCAGGGUCUGUUAGAGGACGAGCGUUUGGCGAGCGCUCAUCAGGCCGAGAGUUUCACCAGACAGAUCCAGAGACUGCAGGCCCAGCAGAGGGCGCUGCAGGAGGAGAUGGACAGUCUGGAGGAGGAGAAGGAGAGCGAGCUGGAGGAGGCUCUGGAGGAGCUGCGUGCGGCCCAGGAGGAGGUGGUGCUGCUGCAGCAGGCGGCGGAGGAGGCGGCGGCGGAACGCGAGAACGACAUCGCCUCCAUGCAGGAGGAGCUGUGCAAGCUGAGGGCGGAACUUCAGCGUCUCCACGGCAGCACACAGGAGUACGAGCUGGAGAUCGCCUCGCUGAGGGCCGAGAUCAACAUGAAGAGCCAGGACGCACAGACACAGGGUGAUGUGAGUCAGGUGAAGGAGGAGUUUCUCUCUCUGAAAGGUGAACAACAAUCUCUGAGCAACAAAAACAAAGAGCUGAGCAGCAAAGUGGAGCAACUGAAGCAGCGAGACACAUGUGAUGACGUGUACCUGGCAGUCAGAGGUGAGGGCGACAGUAAGCCUGAGCAGGAGGACCAGGUGAAGGCGGACUCUUACAUCAGCUUGUCCCAAUCCGGUCCAGAGGAUCAGGAGGAGGUCCAGGAGGAGGUCUGUGGCUCGGAGCUGAACGUCCUGAAAGAGCAGCUGAGGGAGGCUGAGGAGACGGCUCAGAAAGUUCAGAGAGAGUGUGACGGUCUGAAAGGCGAGCUGGUGGAGCUGCAGCAGCUCUACAACAACAGCCAGCGGGAGCGGACGGCGCUCGAGCAGGAGCUGCAGCGCUGCAAGGCGGAGCUUCAGAAACUCAAGGGCAAGAAGUCCCAGAACUGCACUCGUCCGUCUGAGCCCCCCGUUCUCUCCAUCCCCUUCAUAGGAAUGAUUGUAAUAGUGGCCUUGAUUUGGUGCUGGUGGGAGGAGCUGGCGUCCUAGAGGGGACCAGCAGACCGACUCUGAAGGCUGGAACAUGGCGGUGGCAGCGGUUGCCGUGGCAGCGAUUGUAGUUCUGGUGGUCCCCAGCUUCACCCGGGCCUGAGGACAACACAGGAAGAGUGACCUCACGGGGGAGGUGUGUGGGAUUGAGGGAUUGCAUUCACCCGUCCAGCGUCCUGCCCUCAUACAUGAUGUCUGCUUUAGCAUCGCUCUGUUACCGGGGACGACACGGCCAGGACGUUGACGUUUUCCCCCCUGCAGGACGUCAGUGAGUGAUGGCGGGAGAGCAAUGAGAUGAUGUGAAGAUGAAGUCGUCCAGAAAGACUUGAAGUCCUCCUGCAGGUUUUUAUUGUAGCUUCGGUGUGACAGCUGAUGUGUUCAUCCGCUCUGAGGUUUCAACAUCCACCUUCAUGAUCCCAGAGUCCAGAGGAAGCGUUUGCUCUGUUUGGUUUAGUUUGGAGUGAUCUGUUGAUUCUCAGCAGGAUCGGCUGUACGAGUGUUUAAAAAAGAUAUAUAUAAUGUAGAAGUCUUUAAUCAAAUAUUAAAAAGAGAAAAACAUCAAGAGGAAGAAGAAGCUGCAGCUGGGACUCACCACCAGCUGAUUCAGAAAACAUGAAAAAACCUUGGAGCUGUAAAUCAGAACUUCAUUUAUUUUAUUUUAUUACUCAUGUUUUAAAUCAUUUGGUUUGUGAGACCAAACUUCUAAAAACCAAAAGAUGUUUGUAAAGAUAUCAAGCCGAGAGAAGCUGCUUUGAGGGUGACUUUUCAUUGACAGAUGUUGAAUUCUUUGCCUUAUUUCUCCGUAAUGGAUUUAAAGAAUAAUUUGCACUUACUGAGUUUAACUCACAGAAGUACGGACGAGGAUUAGAGCCAACUAAGGAGAAAUAAAUAAAGAGAAGAGGAAGAUUUUCAUUAUUCACUUUGAGAAAAAAGUCCAAACGUUGAGUAUAAAGUCGAUUCUAUUCUCAACAUUUCUACUUUUUUCCUUUAAGGAAGAAUGUGCGACUUUUUGAAUCAGUAGAUGUCGCCCUUGAGCACCAGCAUGAAACCAAAACAAACUGCUGUUUGGCCACGCCUCCUCCAUACUGAAGCCUCUGCUCUCCUCCAGAGAUAUACCUCUAACCCCCCUCUACUCGCGUUUGCACGAAGGAGUUAUGAAUUAGAAUGACCAUAAUUAAGCAUCAUUAAGUACAAGCAACGGAUAAAAUUGUCCUUUUCUUGAGCUGCAAUCGCUUGUGGCCUGCAUUGUUGUGUUAGCUUGACAUGUCUGGCUCUAAUCCUCUCCCGUACAGAGGAGAUAACGGUAGCAGAAAAACUGAUUGUUAUUAGUUUUUAUGACAUUUCCUCCGCUUUCAUCCUGCUUUAAGUGUCAUGUUCUCGUGUUCAUCCAAAAAAUGACUAUUUCUUCUGAUUAUUCAAUCGGUUUCUUUUGUAGCAUGAGAGACAGUGAAAACGUCUUACCUUCCUAUCCCUUUACAGAACCAUUUAAAAUGUCUGUAUUUGUAUGUUUGUGGUACCAAACAGUAGCAGGUACACCUACAGAAGUUAAACAGCACUAUUUUUAAACGUAGAAAGUAUUUUUUUGGACUUAAAUCACUUUAAUGAGAGAUUAUUUGUGACUGAUGUCACUGUGCCAGUUUUAAGCUCAGAGUUAUUUUAGAUUUUAGACAGAUGUUUUGCACAGCUGGAGGUUUCAGAGACCUAUGUUAAUUUUCUGUUUUAUCUGGACAGAGGGUUAUUCUCUGAGGUGAACUGUAAAUUUAGAAUCUUAUGUAUGCAUAUUAUGUUUUAUGUAAGAUGUAGAGGAUCAGAAGAUGACAGAAAAAAAAAACUAAAGAAAAACAGAAUAUUUAUUUUCUUCUUAUUCAGAAUUGUUGAAGAGUAAUGAUAUAUAGGGUCUUAAUUAUUUGUGUGUGAUAAGGAUGAUAUACCCUGAUGUCCAUUUAACCACUUUGAAAACACAGGAAGUUGUUUUACUCAGUGAGACAACCAUCUGACAGUUUUUUUUAUUUGGAAUAGAAGAGGAUCGAGAAUAGAGCCCUGUGGGAUGCCUUUACUUUGAUUUAGACCCACUGAACGACUUUGACUAGAGUUUGAUUGAAGAAUAGUCCCACAAAACAUUUUAUACAUCAGAAGUCCACCUGCAGAUAAAACAGUCUGUCUUCUU
Messenger RNA from Labrus mixtus (cuckoo wrasse), 3739 nucleotides. Its product is annotated as coiled-coil domain-containing protein 136-like. The record is from RefSeq and is a predicted model, not a curated record. Gene Ontology annotation, cellular component: acrosomal membrane. Bases 313 to 1572 code for a protein of 419 amino acids. Gene Ontology annotation, biological process: single fertilization; acrosome assembly. NCBI's taxonomy places the organism in Eukaryota, Metazoa, Chordata, Actinopteri, Labriformes, Labridae. The transcript is spliced from 10 exons.